Acanthaster planci (crown-of-thorns starfish) is the source of this 1473-nucleotide messenger RNA. Its product is annotated as alpha-amylase A-like. Gene Ontology annotation, biological process: carbohydrate metabolic process. The record is from RefSeq and is a predicted model, not a curated record. Lineage: Eukaryota; Metazoa; Echinodermata; Asteroidea; Valvatida; Acanthasteridae. Gene Ontology annotation, molecular function: alpha-amylase activity; cation binding.
AUGCCUAUUAUUUUGGUCCUUUGCCUUUUUCUGGGCGUGGCCGUAGCCCAGUGGGAUGCCAACACUUUGGACAACAGGCAGGUUAUGGUACACCUGUUUGAAUGGAAAUGGAAGGACAUCGCAAAAGAGUGUGAAAACUGGUUGGGCCCCAAUGGUUUCGCCGGUGUCCAGGUUUCUCCGCCCAGCGAAAACAUCAGGAUUAACGGUCGCCCGUGGUACGAGCGCUACCAGCCCAUCGGAUACGGCCUGAACACUCGGAGCGGCAACGAAGCUGAGUUUAAGGACAUGGUGAAUCGGUGCUACAAGGCUGGCGUUCGGAUCUAUGUGGAUGCCGUCAUAAACCACAUGGCGGCCAGCAAUCCCGAUGGUAACGGAGCUUAUGACUUUUGGAGGGUGCCCUACUCGAGCUCGGAUUUCAAUGGCCCACAAAACAAAUGCCCAACACCCAGUGGUAUAGACUACAGCAACAAAUACUCCAUCCGUAACUGUGACCUGGUAGGACUCAAGGACCUGGACCAGGGGAGGAAUUGGGUCCGAGACAAGAUCGCCGAGUUCCUGAACAAUUUGAUCGACAUGGGUGUGGCCGGCUUCCGGAUAGAUGCUGCCAAGCACAUGUGGCCGGGCGACCUCAAGGCAAUCUACGGCAGGCUGAAGAACCUGAACACAAAAUUCGGCUUCCCGAGCAAUGCCCGUCCCUUCUUCUUCCAAGAGGUGAUCGACCAGGGUGGGGAGCCCGUCACCGCCGACGAGUACCUGAACACGGGCAGGGUGACGGAGUUUAAAUACGGUCUGGAGCUUGCGAGGGGCUUCCACAGACAGAAUCUGCUCAAGUGGUUCAAGAACUUUGGUGAAGCCUGGGGCUUUGUUCCUGAUUACAACUCCUUAGUGUUUAUCGACAACCAUGACAACCAGAGAGGUCACGGUGGUGCAGGCAGUAUAAUCACCCACCAGUCCCCGAGGCUGUACAAGAUGGCCAACGCCUUUAUGCUUGCAUACCCCUAUGGAUUCACUCGAGUGAUGAGCAGCUUCUCGUUUAGUGACCCAAAUAGUAGCCCUCCUCAGGACUCGAGCGGUAACAUCAUUUCUCCCAUCUUUUACUCGGACAAUACUUGUGGCAACGGCUGGGUGUGCGAGCAUCGCUGGAGACAGAUCAAGAACAUGGUCGAUUUCCGCCGGGUGACGGUGGGUCAGUCCUUGAAAAACUGGUGGGACAACGGCUCCUAUCAAAUCGCGUUCGGCCGUGGUAACAAGGGCUUCAUCGCCAUCAACAACGAAGACUUCCAACUGAGCCAGACACUGCAAACGGGCUUGCCUUCUGGCACCUAUUGCAACAUCAUCCUGGGAGACUUCAAGAAUGGCAAAUGCACUGGGCCGACGGUCUAUGUUAACGGCAGUGGAUACGCCAAGUUUAACAUCGCCGGCUCAGGCAACGACGACCCCGUUGUUGCGAUCCACGUCAAUGCCAAGCAGUAA